This is a messenger RNA of Linum trigynum, 666 nucleotides long. The record is from the annotation of a GenBank genome assembly. NCBI's taxonomy places the organism in Eukaryota, Viridiplantae, Streptophyta, Magnoliopsida, Malpighiales, Linaceae.
AUGGCUGCCAUCUUAGCUCGAAAGUCUCUCUCCGCUCUCCGCGCUCGGCAGCUGGUUGUAUCUGGUCAGGCAUUGCGGGCCUCACCUCUGUAUGCCAUGCGAUCCAGUGCUUUAUAUUCAACUGACAGAGAGGAUAUAGAGAGAGAGGAACUUGCAAAGGAAAUUUCGAAGGAUUGGAAUUCUGUGUUUGAGAGAAGCAUUAACACACUCUUCCUUACCGAAAUGGUCCGUGGGUUGUCGUUGACCCUGAAGUACUUCUUUGAGCCAAAAGUUACUAUCAACUACCCGUUUGAGAAGGGUCCUUUGAGUCCUAGGUUCCGUGGAGAGCAUGCUCUCCGCCGAUAUCCUACAGGAGAGGAACGUUGCAUUGCUUGCAAGCUUUGUGAAGCUAUUUGCCCCGCACAAGCCAUCACAAUUGAGGCAGAGGAACGAGAAGAUGGAAGCCGUAGGACUACUCGGUAUGAUAUUGACAUGACCAAGUGCAUCUACUGUGGAUUCUGCCAAGAGGCUUGUCCUGUUGAUGCCAUUGUCGAAGGACCAAAUUUCGAAUUUGCCACCGAAACCCACGAGGAGCUUUUGUACGACAAGGAGAAGCUGCUCGAGAAUGGUGACCGUUGGGAAACUGAGAUUGCCGAGAACCUCAGGUCUGAGAGUCUCUAUCGCUGA